Messenger RNA from Cyprinodon variegatus (sheepshead minnow), 2546 nucleotides. It is a transcript of the gene scinla, whose product is annotated as gelsolin-like. Gene Ontology annotation, cellular component: cytoplasm; actin cytoskeleton. The coding region runs from base 105 to 2261 and encodes 718 amino acids. The transcript has 17 exons. Lineage: Eukaryota; Metazoa; Chordata; Actinopteri; Cyprinodontiformes; Cyprinodontidae. Gene Ontology annotation, molecular function: phosphatidylinositol-4,5-bisphosphate binding; actin filament binding. Gene Ontology annotation, biological process: actin polymerization or depolymerization; barbed-end actin filament capping; actin filament severing. The record is from RefSeq and is a predicted model, not a curated record.
GCCCAGGGCAGCUCAAACAGACUUUACAGAAGAUAGGAAGGGCACCAGUGCAGCUUCUCUACAGCAACAAUCUAACUUCUCUCAUUACUAAGGCCUUCAGCACCAUGGCGCAUAAGGAGUUCCAGCUGGCAGGGAAGAAGCCCGGACUGCAGAUAUGGCGGGUGGAAAAGAUGGAUCUGAGCCCUGUUCCACCUCAGCUCUACGGAGAUUUCUACACCGGGGAUGCAUACAUCAUCCUCUCUACCACGUCUGCUCCAUCUUACAACGUGCACUCAUGGAUUGGUAAGGAAGCCUCCCAAGAUGAGAGCGGGGCGGCUGCCAUUUUCCUCACUCAGCUGGAUGAUCAUCUCGGUGGGGCUCCGGUGCAAUUCAACGAGUUCCAAGACAACGAGUCAGUCACCUUUCUGGGUUACUUCAAGUCCGGCAUCAAAUACAAGAAAGGCGGAGUAAAAUCUGGAUUCAAGCAUGUUGUGAUCAACGACAUGAAUGUGAAGCGCCUGCUGCACGUCAAAGGCCGCCGCAUGGUCAGAGCCACUGAGGUGAACUUAUCCUGGGACAGCUUCAACAAAGGAGACUGCUUCAUCAUUGACCUUGGAAAGGAUAUCUACCACUGGUCUGGUAGCGAGAGCAACCGUUAUGAACGAAUUAAAACCACUCUGAUGGCUGGAGACAUCCGCGACAAUGAGAGAAACGGGCGCGCUGAGAUUCAUAUGAUUGAUGAAGGUUCUGAACCUGAGGCUGUCAUCAAGGAACUUGGACCAAAGCCAGAGCUACCAUCAGGAAGCUGUGAUGAAUCCCAUGAAACGUCCAAGAAGAAGAAGGCAUCUCUGUACCUGAUUUCUGAUGCUGCUGGUAGCAUGACAACAAGUUUGGUUUCCAGUUCAUGCCCAUUCAAACAAGACAUGCUGUCCUCCAGUGAAUGCUACAUCUUGGACAAUGGAGAGGAUGGCAACAUAUUUGUUUGGAAAGGACCCAAGGCCAACACCAAGGAGCGUAAAGAAGCACUGAGUAAUGCUCAGCAGUUCAUCAAAGAGAAGAACUACUCCCACAAAACUAAGGUUCAAGUCAUCCCCGCUGGGAGCGAGACCACUCUGUUCAAGCAGUUCUUUUUCAAAUGGCUGGAGGGAAAGCUCUCAGUCCAGACCCACUCUGUGGGCAGCAUCGCUGACGUGAAGAAGAUUCCCUUCGAUGCCUCAAAACUCCAUGAUAAUAAAAAGAUGGCUGCCCAGCAUGGUAUGGUGGAUGACGGCUCUGGUAAAGUCCAGAUCUGGCGUGUGGAGGGAAGUGAUAAAGCCCCUGUGGACCCAUCCAGCUACGGACACUUCUAUGGAGGAGACUGUUACCUGGUGCUUUAUUCCUACAGUAAUGGAGGCAGACAGAAGCAUAUCAUCUACACCUGGCAAGGCCAAAAGUGCAGUCAGGAUGAACUGGCUGCUUCGGCAUUUCUCACAGUCCGACUGGAUGAUUCAAUGGGAGGAGUGGCCACUCAGGUCCGCGUCACUCAGGGUAAAGAACCUGCACAUUUGGUGAGCCUGUUUAAAGACAAGCCGCUGGUGGUCCACCUGGGUGGGACGUCCCGCAAGGGUGGAGAGAGCAAACCUGCCGGCACGAGGCUCUUCCAUAUCCGCCAGAGCUCCACCAAAGCACUGCGAGCUGUUGAGGUGGAAGCCACGGCCUCUAGUCUGAACACCAACGACGUCUUUGUGCUGAAAUCGCCCAACUCCCUGUUUGUGUGGAAGGGGAAGGGAGCAAGUCUGGAUGAGAUGACUGCAGCCAAGUACGUUGCUGGCAUGCUGGGAGGAACUCCGACCGAGAUGGAGGAAUCCAAGGAACCAGCUGGUUUCUGGUCUGCACUGGGAGGAAAGAAAGACUACCAGACCUCCAGUACCCUCCAGAAUGCAGCAACGCCUCCAAGACUGUUUGGCUGUUCCAACAAGACCGGUCGGCUCAUAGCUGAAGAGGUGCCGGGUGACUUCUCACAGAUCGAUCUGGCAACUGACGACGUCAUGAUCCUGGACACGUUGGAUCAGAUUUUCGUUUGGAUUGGAAAGGAUGCAAAUGAAACCGAAAAGACUGGAGCACCGAAAAUUGCCCAGGAAUACGUAAAUUCAGACCCCUCUGGACGCAAAGGCAUCCCAGUCACCACUAUCAAGCAGGGGGAGGAGCCACCCUCUUUCACUGGCUGGUUCCAUGCAUGGGACCCCAAGAUGUGGAACCUAUCCCCUCUGGAACUCAUGAAAGUCAUAAGUAAAGGGCAUUAGUGGUGGAAACCAACAUGCUUAAUACUAUACACCCUCUGUUUGAAGCAUAAUGAGCUAUAGAAGGAAAAAAAUCUUUAAAAAAAAUAUUUUCUUUGCUGUUUUUCUUAUACAUUUAUUUGCUUACACCUGUGAAACGAUUGUUUUUUUGCAACUUACCAACAUUAAAAAUCACAAUGCAAUUUCCAAGUUUUUUGAUCCACAUAUAAUAAAACCAACAUGAAAUUAAUUGGAUCGUGUAUUUCAGUUUUGCAUAUUUUGGAAACAGUUUGCAAAGACAAAUAAAAA